Austrofundulus limnaeus is the source of this 2852-nucleotide messenger RNA. It is a transcript of the gene mpx, whose product is annotated as myeloid-specific peroxidase. Gene Ontology annotation, biological process: response to oxidative stress. Gene Ontology annotation, molecular function: peroxidase activity; heme binding. The record is from RefSeq and is a predicted model, not a curated record. Lineage: Eukaryota; Metazoa; Chordata; Actinopteri; Cyprinodontiformes; Rivulidae.
ACUUGCGACCAGCCUAGGGAGUACCUCACCUCUUGCCCAACAAUAAAAACACCAACUGAGAUCAUUACUUCUAUCAGUCAACUGAUCAGAAAAAGUAACUGAUCAGAAAUAAGAGCAUUUCCUGUGUCUCACUGACCAGGAAGAAUAAACAACAGUUUGCUGAUUGCAGCCUCAGUUGCUAAACUGACGGGGCGAGGCUUUCCCUCCAGCCUCUGAAUAAAAGAAGAGCAGCAAUGUCGAACCCCAGCAUCACCACAUCCAGAGCCCAGAGAGCAUCACAGAACUCUUCAGUGGGACAGAGAUGCUUUUCUCAGUCCUCCUCGUGCUGGGCUUCAGCCUGGUGCCCACUCACUCCAAACCUUCUGGUGAAACUCUUGGCAGUCCUUUUCUUCACCAAUGCUUCGAGGAGGCAAAGAAAAUAGUGGACGAUGCGUACAAAUACUCCAGAGAAGAGAGUCUCAGACGGGUUCGUAAGGAUGUGGUCCAACCGCACGAUGCUCUCCGCCUCCUGAAGCAGCCCCGCGGUGACACCCGCUCAGCUGUCCGCUCUGCAGACUACAUGGCACAAACCCUCCGUCUGGUCCACGACAAGGUGCACCGUGUGCACAAACGCUCUCUGAACGCCACAGAUUUGCUCUCUGCGCAAGACCUGGUGAAACUCGCACAGAUAACCGGGUGUGAGGCUCGAAUCAGAGCUCCAAACUGUGGCACCACACCAGACAUCAACAAGUAUCGAACGGCCACCAGUGUCUGCAACAACCUGAAAAAUCCUCGCCUCGGAGCCUCCAACACCCCCUUCACCCGCUGGCGGCCCGCCGAGUACGACGACAACAUCUCCCUACCAAAAGGAUGGGACAGAAACCGACGAUUCAACAACUUCGUCCUCCCGCUGGUGCGGCAGGUGUCCAACAACAUUUUGAGGACGGCAGACGCUGACGUGGUCAGCGACAGAGACUUCACUCACAUGGUGACCCUGUUCGGCCAGUGGAACGACCACGACCUCACCUUCACGCCCUUCUCGCCCAGCAUCCGCUCUUUCAGCAACGGGGUGAACUGCGACGAGAGCUGCGAGCGCACCGAGCCGUGCAUCCCCAUCCCGAUCCCCCCUGGCGACCCCCGCCUGCCCUCCCGCCCUGACAGCUGCAUCCCUGCCUUUAGAUCCGCCCCUGCUUGUGGAACGGGGUACUCCGCCUACAACUUUGGCGGGGAUCCCAACAGGAGAGAGCAGAUCAACGCCCUGACGGCCUUCCUGGAUCUGGGGCAGGUGUACGGCUCCGAGGCGCAGCUCGCGCUGAAUCUCCGUAACCUCACCAGCAACGGCGGCCUGCUCGCCGUUAACACCGAGUUCAGAGACAACGGCCGAGAGCUGCUGCCCUUCCACCCUCUGCAGGUGCAAAUGUGUGCAACGCGCAGAAGAGUCACGAACGACACAAACGCCAGAGAGGUGCCCUGUUUCAUAGCCGGUGAUGUGCGUGUGGCUGAGAACAUCGCCCUGACUUCCAUUCACACCCUGUUUGUACGUGAGCACAACCGUCUGGCUCGGGGCCUGAAGAGAAUAAACCCCCAGUGGGACAGUGAGACCCUCUACCAGGAGGCCCGCAAGAUCAUGGGAGCGUACACACAGGUAUUCGUGUUCAGGGACUACCUGCCGCACAUUGUCGGCGACGAAGCAAUGCGCCGGCAGCUCGGCCCGUACCCUGGCUACAACCCCGACGUGGACCCCAGCAUCGCCAACGUCUUCGCCACGGCGGCGUACCGCUUUGCUCACUUGGCAAUCCAGCCGGUUUUAUCCCGACUGGACGAGAACUACAGAGAGCACAGUCGCUUCCCGAGCGUGCCCCUGUUUAAGGCCUUCUUCACCCCCUGGAGGAUCAUCUUUGAGGGUGGAAUUGACCCUGUGUUGCGCGGCCUGGUCGGCCGUCCCGCUAAGCUGAACACCCAGGAUCACAUGAUGGUCGACGCUAUAAGGGACAGGUUGUUCCAGUUCGUCCAGCAUCUGGCUCUGGACCUGGCCUCCCUCAACAUGCAGCGCAGUCGUGAUCACGGCCUGCCUGGCUACAACGAGUGGCGCAAGUUCUGCGGUCUGUCCCAGCCUCGUAACCAGGCUGAGCUGGGUCGGGUUCUGAACAACAACAACCUGGCCAGCAGGCUGCUGCAGCUCUAUGGGACGCCUGACAACAUCGACGUGUGGCUCGGAGGAGUCGCAGAGCCGUUUGUAGGCGGCGGCCGUGUGGGGCCUCUGUUAGCCUGCCUCAUCGCCACCCAGUUCCAGAGGGUCCGCCAGGGUGACCGAUUGUGGUACCAGAACCCGGGUGUUUUUACCCCCAACCAGCGGGCUGCUCUUUCCUCUGCCACGUUGUCCAGAAUCAUCUGUGACAACACCGGCAUCACGACGAUUCCCCGAGACGCUUUCAGAGUCGUCUCAGCCACAAACCCGAUGGUUCAGUGCUCCAGUAUCCCUCAGAUGAGCCUGACCGCCUGGAGAGACAGACCCACCGCCUCGUAAAGCACCAGGGACCUGUCUGUGUCUGCACGUUAAAACAGUCAGGAAUAUUUUUUUUAUUUUAGCCAACAGAACAGACAAAAGCAUGAUCCAUGUGUAUCUUCUCGUUUUUACUGUAAGAUUUCUUUUUUUGCUUUAGCGGAAUGAAACAAGUCUGAUCUGUUACAGCGCGCAGUCCUUUAAACUUUAAAAACUUUCUGCCUUUGAAUAAAUAAUUUACCAGUUUUAAAGUGAAUAUUUUAAGCAUUGAUCAAAUGAAGAGUAAGAAUCAGAAGUUGUGCUUUGUUUGCUUUUUAAAACAUCACUUGUCACAGUCUUAUUUUGCAUCCAAUAAAGAAGUUUAACAUUA